UCUGAGUCGUACCCUACCGGUGCUGUCUACAGCAAUGAUGUCCUGGAUGACAUCGAAAAAGACAUAAACGCCACGGUCACCGACAUCGACAAUGAACUAGCUAAACUGUCCAAGGAGGGUAGAUCAUCGGAGGGCACCCUACUUACCCAAUACAAAGAGAAUGCCCAUAAUCAAAUAAAAAUCAUCGAGGACAAUCGCCCACUAAUAGUACCUGGCACACUAUUAAGGGCACAGCAGCUCAAGGACGGUGUUGCCAAUGAAAUAGCGAGGCUAGAAAAUAAACCUACCGGCGCUGACAACGAUAUUGGCGAUGACAUCAAGAAGGAACUGGAUGUGAUUCGGACGAACAUUAGGACAGAGUUGGCUAAACUCGAGAAAGAGGGCCGUAAGGCAGAGGGCGCUACACUCGUACAGUACAGCGCACAGGCGGACAGUAUGGAGGCGGCCAUUAAUGGUACGAAAGUUGAUUUACUACCGGUGCUCAAGACCUAUGCUGAUCUACUCGGUGUAAACGUCAACGACGAGAUUAAGCGACUGGAGGGUAAGCCUACCGGGGCUGAUCCGGUCGACGACAUACAUAAGAAGGUGGACGGCAUUGAGACCGACAUUAAGGCCGAGUUGGCUAAACUCGAGGGGGAGGGCCGGGCAGCAGAGGGCGCUAAGCUUCGGCAGUAUAAGGCAUCGGCCGAUGGUAUCGAGAAAAGCCUAAAGGAGGCGCGACCUGACGUCAUACCAGUGCUCCAGAGUAUGGUAGAUAUCCUGCGGGUUAAUGUGGACGAAGAGAUUAAGAGGUUGGAGGGAAAGGUAGAUCCCGUGGACGCCAUACACCGAGAGGUAGACCGGAUUGAGGUCGACAUUAGAGCCGAGUUGGCGAAGUUGGCCGACGAGGGCUCACAGCUCCGGGAGUAUAAGAAAGGGGCCGAUGAUCUGGAGGUAGCCCUAAAAGACGCCAGACCCGAGUACCUACCGGUGCUCCAGAGUUACGCGGAAAUACUCCGGGUGUACGUCAAGGAGGAGAUUGAGAGACUGGAGGGAAAGGUAGAUCCGGUGGUCCGUAUUCAUGAGAAGGUCGAUAGGAUUGAAGUCGAUAUUAAGGCAGAGUUGGCUAAACUGGAUGGGGAGGGCCGGCAGGUAGAGGGCGCUCAGCUCCGGGUGUAUCACUCGUCGGCUAAUAGUUUGGAGAAAAGCCUAAAGGAGGCGCGACCUGACUUCAUACCAGUGCUCCAGACGUAUGCGGAUAUAUUAGGGGUUAAUGUUGCUGAAGAGAUUGAGAGACUGGAAGCUCUAGUGUCUGAGUCGUACCCUACCGGUGCUGUCCACAGUAAUGAUGUCCUGGAUGACAUCGAAAAAGACAUAAACGCCACGGUCACCAACAUCGACAAUGAACUAGCUAAACUGUCCAAGGAGGGUAGAUCAUCGGAGGGCAGCCUACUUACCCAAUACAAAGAGAAUGCUCAUAAUCAAAUAAAAAUCAUCGAGGACAAUCGCCCACUAAUAGUACCUGGCACACUAUUAAGGGCACAGCAGCUCAAAGAGGGUGUUGCCAAUGAAAUAGCGAGGCUAGAAAACAAACCUACCGGCCCUGUAGACCCUGCUGACGCUAUUUACAAGGAACUAGAUGCCAUUGAACAGACUAUCAAAACUGAGCUAGAUAAGUUGACUAAAGAAGGUAGGGCUACAGAGGGGGCCCAACUGGAAGAGUAUCAAAAAAAUGCCGAAACUAUUAGGAAGCAAGUAAAGGAAGUCAUAAAAGACGUACUACCGUUCCUCAAAGCGAGCGCUGAUAUACUGCAAAAGGAUGUGAACACCGAGAUUAAGCGCCUGGAGUCGAAAGGGGCCCCUGUAGGGUAA
This is a messenger RNA of Oppiella nova, 1851 nucleotides long. The record is from the annotation of a GenBank genome assembly. Lineage: Eukaryota; Metazoa; Arthropoda; Arachnida; Sarcoptiformes; Oppiidae.